Cladocopium goreaui is the source of this 768-nucleotide messenger RNA. The record is from the annotation of a GenBank genome assembly. NCBI's taxonomy places the organism in Eukaryota, Dinophyceae, Suessiales, Symbiodiniaceae.
AUGGGUGGCGCUCACGGUGAGAAGGGCGAACAUGGGACGCCAUUGGAUUCUGAUUUUUCGGAUGAUUCUGAAAGCCAGUCAUCAGAUGACGAUGUGAAUGUGAAGUCAGACACUGACUACAUCCAUUUCGUGAAUGCCUACACCAAGCACCCCAAGUUGAAGGAGGUUGGUCUGACUCUUUUAGUCGAUCAUUCUGGACGCAUCGCCAAGCGCCCUACGAUCAAAGAUGUGGUGGCCAAUCGGCAUGUCUCCAGAUUCCGUAGACUCCUGAAAAAAGCUACGCGUGCGAAGAACAAGAAGCUCCAGCGCAUGAAGGAUUACGCAGUGAAAAUCGGUUGGCCUUUGCCCAAGGGUGGCCGUGGAGAUCCAGCCAACCUGUCCGAGAUUCCAGACAUCAGGACAUCGUCAUCGAGCAGUGGUUCCAUGGUGUCGGGCCUUGGAUCGAGCGAGGUUUCGGCCCAGAGUUCGAUUAUGGCCAAGUUGGUUCGGGUGGCAGACCAGCUUAAGGCCUUCGAGGUUGGUAAGUCUCCGGGGGAGACUUCGCCCGUUGGUAAGGAUCCCCCCCUAGUGGUGGGCGCCGAGUCGAAAAUCAAGGAGAAUAAAAUCAACCAGGGAAAAGUCAAAUUGGCUCAGAUCUUCCAAAAGUCUAAGAUGAGACGAUUGAGUGGAGCUGGAGCUGCACAGUCGGAUCCAGUGUCCCCCGAACAAAAGCAUGCUGAUGGGAAUUCUGGCUCACCAGGGGUCCCAGACUAUGUCCUUUGUCUCUAA